Molecule: messenger RNA, 709 nt
Organism: Culicoides brevitarsis
Lineage: Eukaryota; Metazoa; Arthropoda; Insecta; Diptera; Ceratopogonidae
Product: NPC intracellular cholesterol transporter 2 homolog a-like
Exons: 4
Coding region: 167-616 (149 amino acids)
Biological process (GO): intracellular cholesterol transport
Molecular function (GO): sterol binding
Source: RefSeq, a predicted model, not a curated record
AUAUUACUGACUUGCUUAGGUAGACAGACAGCAACAACAUACAAAAUCCGAACACCACGAUAUCGGUCAAUCAGUAGACAGACAACUCUUGGUUGGUAAAGACGUGUUUCGUAACAACAAUUUCAUACAUAUUUUUUUAGCAUUUUCAUCGAAAAUACCAACCAACAUGAAAAACUACGUCGUGUUUUGCGCUGUAAUUUUCUGCUUUGCCUCCGUCAGUUACGCAUUAACUUUCGAGGAUUGUGGAAGUAAAAUCGGAAAAUGGACUCAAAUUGAUGUUUCUGGCUGCAACACAGACAAAAAGUCAUGCGUCUUGAAACGUGGCUCGAACGCAUCGAUUGGCAUCACUUUUGAAACGACAAAGCCCGUUCAAAAGGUCGAAGCACUUGUAUGGGGAAAAAUUGCUGAAAUCGAUGUGCCAUUCCCCUUGCCGAACGGCGAUGGAUGUACCUCGAAUGUGUCGUGUCCCGUUCAACCAAAUACUCCACAAAACUACGUCACGACAUUGCCCGUCCUCAAAAUCUAUCCCAAAAUUCCCGUUUUGGUCAAGUGGGAGCUCGUCAGUGAGAAGAAAGAAGUCAUCGUUUGUGUCUUGAUUCCAGCUCAAAUUAAGUAAAGGCUUUCGGGAGUGGCGGAAAAGUUUAGUUUUAAUAAAAAAAAAUUAUUAAAUCAUCUGAGAAGCAAUAAAUCAACGAAUUUUUUGGAAUUU